Amoebophrya sp. A120 is the source of this 823-nucleotide messenger RNA. NCBI's taxonomy places the organism in Eukaryota, Dinophyceae, Syndiniales, Amoebophryaceae. The record is from the annotation of a GenBank genome assembly.
CGGGUACAUGCUCACAAUCGCUUUGAACUACGCGUCGAGUGAGCAAAUGUCGCUGCUUAUCAAGUGUAAAAAUGUCUGGGUCUGGAAGAUUCUGAGACUUGUCAUGCAUGUUUUGCAUUGGCCAGGAUGUCUGUGAUGCAUGCCCUAGCAUCACAGAUUUUUUGAGGGCUUCGCGAUGCCUACUCCGCAUGACAAAUGUCCUCUCCGCGUAGCAAAAAUUGCAUUCUCUUUGCUGCUCAUGCAAUACAGAUUUUUUUGGAAUCCAAAUUCAGCAUCACAAGUUGCAUUCUUCCAGACCCAGACACUUUUACAUUUGAUACUGCUGAAGCAGAAGGAGGUUCAACAGAACAGAAUCUUGGCGUUCCUGAAGAACCAGUGCAAGCUGUCGACGGUUUUCCCGAUCGAGAGUCGGGGGGUGUUACUGCAGUUUCAGAUCCCGGUGGUGGUGAAAAGUGAUCAUGGGGGUGUUGGUGCUUCAACUGCUGUAUCGUCCGAUAGUGUCGACGUGAGUUUGAUCUUCGACAAGUUGGAGAAUGAAAGAAUUAUGCGCGGCACGGAUCGUGCGGAGAGCUCCGUCGACAGCAACCUACCCAUACGGGAAUGGAGCAUCGCAAAAACUACCUUGGAUGAGGUGUUUCUACGGAUUGUAACCGAAGACGCCGAGGAGAACCAGCUGCGGAUAACGUGAUUUAGGUUCAUUUUUCCACGUCCACCAGGGGGAGUUGCAAACCAAACGAAACUCUGUACGAGGGAUUCAUCGGUUUUCUUCUGAUUGGUCACAGACGGUGUAUCAACGUGCACGACAAGAAGCAGGUCAACAUCU